Polyodon spathula (Mississippi paddlefish) is the source of this 3643-nucleotide messenger RNA. RefSeq names its product nuclear factor of activated T-cells, cytoplasmic 4-like. The record is from RefSeq and is a predicted model, not a curated record. The transcript has 10 exons. Gene Ontology annotation, cellular component: transcription regulator complex. Bases 131 to 3022 code for a protein of 963 amino acids. Gene Ontology annotation, biological process: cytokine production; regulation of transcription by RNA polymerase II; calcineurin-NFAT signaling cascade. Gene Ontology annotation, molecular function: DNA-binding transcription factor activity, RNA polymerase II-specific; transcription factor binding; RNA polymerase II cis-regulatory region sequence-specific DNA binding. Lineage: Eukaryota; Metazoa; Chordata; Actinopteri; Acipenseriformes; Polyodontidae.
UAUAUACUAGUGAGAAUCUUAGCCUUAGCUAAAGUAAGAUUGUUAUUAAUAUAGUUAUUUUUUAGUUCGAUCCCGGUUUGUCGGUCCUCCGUUCUUUUUCUUUUUUUUUUUUCUUUAUUUGUUUUCCCCAAUGGGAGCUGCGCCAGGAUGGGAGGAUGGUGAACUGGAGUUUAAACUGGUUUUUGAAGACGAUCCAUUGCCUGGUUCGGGUUCGACUGCCGCCGAUCUGGAGAGAGGGAGACCCGCAGACGAGAACAAUAAUCGGGAUGCCGACCAGGAGGGAAGCCCAACCCCUUCCACAGAACGUCCCUCCCCUACUGCCAAACAGCCAAUCCUGAUCUCCCAAAAUCGACCGGGGGGUGGUCCUUUGCUUCCUUCCACCAAUAACCGUGCCGGAAUGCAUUCUCCUCCCCCCAGACCAACAGUUGACAAAGAUUUCUUCGGGACAUACGAAAGCCAGCCGGCUCGGUACAUUCAGCUAGACAGCUCUCGGGUUUUAGAAUGUCCCAGCAUCCAGAUCACCCCCAUAUCGCCUCAGGAUAGCCAGGAAGAAACCUACUAUUGUCCUUGGGAGAGAACUUCUAGGGAUCAUUUGUACCUUCCCCUGGAUGCUUUCAGCUACCGAGAUGGAGGUUCUUUAAGCCCCAGCUCUGCCAGCAGCCUCUCUUCUAGAAGUUGGGUAUCGGAUGCUUCAAGUGAUUCUUUACUACUUGGUGAUGAAGAAGAACUAAAUGAAGCAACUUGUCGAUUCAACCUGGGAACGAGGUCAACGUCCCCCAGACUGGGCCCUCUCCUCUCGUCUCCUACCUCCCCCAGUUCCAGACCUGCUUCUCCAGGAGGCAAGAGAAGACAUUCGGGAUGUCUGGACUCGUAUUCCCCUCUCCCCUCACCCUCCAUUUCAAGAAGAGGCAGUUUUUCAGAGGACCCCUUAUCUCCAGAUUCCUCAUCCGAAGUCCCGGAAUUUGGUUUCCCAACUUUCUCAGGAUUAAACGUCCCUCUAGAGCCAGAUAACAUCCCACAGAAAGCCCGGAAAACUUCUUUGGAACAGAGCGCCAGGAAAGAAGAUCCGUCUGAGAGUAGCAAUAAUGGUUAUCCGGUUAUUGAUGUGGAGGAGGGAUACGUGCAGGGGCAGGAGAGCUACCACACUGCUCUUGGUAUACCCUCUGGCAUGGAUUAUCUAUCAGUCCCUUCUCCUCUCGCUUGGUCUAAAGCUAGGAUGAGUGGACAUAGCCCCAUUUUUCGGUCCACCGCCCCCCCUCCUCUGGACUGGCCCCUCCCCUCGCAGUUUGACCACUAUGAACUGAGGGUGGAGGUGCAGCCCCGGUCACACCACCGCGCCCACUAUGAGACCGAGGGCAGCCGGGGGGCAGUCAAGGCAUCGCCAGGGGGGCACCCUAUCGUCAAGCUAUCAGGGUUCAGCGAGAAGCCGCUGUCCCUCCAGAUGUUCAUCGGCACCGCUGACGAGCGAUCCUUGCGCCCUCACGCCUUCUAUCAGGUCCACCGCAUCACUGGCAAAAUGGUGAGCACAGCCAGUCAGGAGCUCGUACUGGGAGGGACCAAGAUCCUGGAGAUUCCACUGAACCCUGAGAACGGGAUGAGAGCCAGUAUUGACUGUGCCGGGAUUCUAAAGCUGCGGAAUUCUGACAUUGAGCUUCGAAAGGGAGAGACAGACAUUGGGCGUAAGAACACCAGAGUGAGGCUGGUCUUCAGAGUGCAAAUCCCACAGGGAGCGGGCAAAGUGGUGUCCAUCCAGACUGCAUCAGUGCCUAUAGAGUGCUCUCAGCGCUCGGCCCAGGAGUUGCCCUCUGUGGAGAGUUGUAACAUCACUUCCUGCUCCAUGGUGGGGGGGGAGGAGCUUGUGCUGACCGGCUCCAACUUCCUGCCAGAGUCAAAGGUCAUCUUCAUUGAGAAGGGGCCAGAUGGUAAACUCCAAUGGGAGAGUGAGGCCCAGGUAGACCGGGACAAAAGCAGUGAGUGUGAGCUGUGUGUGGAGGUCCCGGGGUACUGCAAUGAGACGGCAAGCAAGCCAGUCCAGGUUUACUUCUACGUUUCCAAUGGGAAAAGAAAGCGCAGUUCAACACAGUGCUUCAAAUACCUGCCAGUGAUGUUCAAAGAAGAACCUCCACCAGUCCUAAUGAGUAAUCUGCAGUGCCCUCGAGUGACAGAUCCCAGUAAUUCCAGAGUGUCACUGCCUUGCCAGUCACUCGACCCAGGAGGUGGACAAUACCCAGCAAACCCUUGCUACCAAAGAAGAGAGAAGCCCUCGAACCAGCCUGACUAUCCCCACGGCUUCCUGAGCCCUGCUCCCAGACGUUUCCCAUUCCGGGAAGAAUUAGAAAACGUGGCGGCCAAUUUUCUGGAUCAUCUUGACUACGAGGCGGAGCCGGGGGUCAACGGGCUUCUCCUCCCUCACUUGCAGAAGCCCGACUCGACCCCGAGCCUCGCGUGGCUGGACUCCCCCUAUCAAUCAUCGUCUCCCUCCUCCCUGAGCCCCUACGCACAGAACAGUCCCGUCUCCAGUUCCCCUCAGUCGAUGCUGUGUGGACCCAAUCUUGGUUACCCUUCGGAGAGCUUUGAAGGCCUCCCCUUGCAGAUGGGGUAUGCCAUAGAUCAGGUGCCGCCGUACGCUCUGCAUCGGGUGAAUUUCUGGAGCAACGAUUCGUUUCCCGGGUAUCAUGCUGGAGCUCAGGAGCAACACCUUCCACCAUAUCCCUCAUACCCCUAUGCCAAUUCCUCUGCAGAGUUAGCCAGUCCCUCGGAAAAGCCCUCGGGCGACCUGUCUCUGCCCGAACAGACACCCUUCGACUCAGAGUCUCACCAGGAUCCUGUGUACCAGGGUAAGGGUAGAGGCGAUGGGUCGCAAUACAUUGUGGAGAGAGAGGUGAAGUCUGGAUUCGAAGGAUACGGACCUCCCUUUAGGAAUGUUCCCAUUCAAGGGAUCACUCUGGAAGAAGUGAAUGAAUUUAUUGGAGAAAGUCUGACACAAUUUCCUGAAACAACUCUUGGAGGAAGACCAAACUAAAGAAAACUGCUUGGGCCAGAAACUGAGUCAAGUUGACAAUUCUUUUAUCUAGUUACUUUUUCUGACAGUUGUUUUGGCUAGUGUCGCCUUCAGUGAAUUGCAGCGGAAAAAUGUGGGGUAAAGCAUAGGUAAGCACUGUAAGGCCCAGGCAUAUGGUAAAGCUUGUUAAACAUUGCAAACCAUAAUAAUCUAUACUAAAUGCAUAGCAUAGCCAGGCAUGGGGGAAACUGCCAAAUGACUGUGCAAAUUUACCAGAGUAAACUUUAAUUAGGGACUAGCCGAAAACUUGUGUCGAUUUUAUUGAGUUUCUCUAUAAUGGGAAGCAGAUGGAUUUUAAAGGUUUAAUGAAAGCAGCCAGACUCUUAAUAUACAAGCUAAAUAUUUUACAAGUGGAAGCUAGUUACAGCUUAACUAUACCAGCAAAAACUCUCUCUUUCUCCUAAAUACCUUGACUGCGUUUGAUGUGUUUAAAUUAUUGUUUGAUUUUUAUACAUAUAUAAUUAUAUGAAUUAUAUUUUUAAUAGCUUUCAUUUUGUAAUACGGUAUUUUAUGCAUACAACAUAAAACACAUAAAUAAACAUUACAUUUAAUAAAGAAUGCCUUUGCUACCUACUUUGUGUA